CUCACUCUAUUCGGCACUUGUUCAUUCGUCGCCCCGAUGUCAUCACACCAUCAUCUCGUCAUCAUUACUGGAGCAAACCGCGGCUUCGGAGCAAGCGUCGCUCAUUCCUACGUCGCCAACAGUGGAGCAGACACGGUUUCGUUUGUGCUUGUCGGAAGGAACCAGCAGGGACUCGACUCGGUCCUCACCAGCCUGCGCAAACUCACCUCUGAAAACAACGUCGCCGUCAAGGGAGCCAUUGUUGGAGAUGUUGAUCUCGCGGAUAUGGAAAGACUCGAUAACAACUUAGUCAGGAUUCAAGCAGCCGUUACGGAGUUGAGAAACGAAUCUAUUCAGUCAAAGAACGUUAUCUCAAAGUCAGUGCUCAUCAACAAUGCAGGAUCCAUUGGUGACCUCAGCAAGACUGCAAAGGAGAUGACUUGGCAGGAAACACGGGCCUAUCUCGACUUUAAUGUCGUCUCCUUUGUUGGACUUACCUCUGCAUUCCUCAAGGACACCCUAGGAGCGUACCCCAAGGAGCAAUACCCGGGUCACAAAACAGCUAUCGUCAGCAUAUCCUCCUUGCUCGCUGUUCAGCCAUUCUCAAACUGGAGUCUCUAUGCCGCCGGAAAGGCCGCUCGCGACAGGUUUUUGGGAGUCAUUGCCCUUGAAGAGAAAGCGAACAACGUCAAGACGCUGAACUAUGCCCCUGGGCCAUUGAAUAACGAUAUGCAGGCGGACGUCAGACGCACGCUCGGAGACAAGGAGCAGCUCGAGAUCUAUGAUGGAAUGCACAAGAGUGGAUCACUGGUUAACAUGGACGACUCGAGCCGCAAACUUGUUUUGCUGCUCAAGAACGACGAGUAUACCACUGGUGGGCACAUCGACUUCUAUGACGAAUAAAGGAUCUCUUCUCAGCGGCGUACCUGCAUGUAAUAGUAAUAUUCAAUUGCUUUUUUUGGGAGAAAGCAGAGCGCCCUAUAUUGUGCGAAUUGAAAAAAAUAAAAAAUAAAAAAAACG
Gamsiella multidivaricata is the source of this 999-nucleotide messenger RNA. RefSeq names its product sepiapterin reductase. Gene Ontology annotation, biological process: tetrahydrobiopterin biosynthetic process. The transcript has 4 exons. Lineage: Eukaryota; Fungi; Mortierellomycota; Mortierellomycetes; Mortierellales; Mortierellaceae. Bases 37 to 882 code for a protein of 281 amino acids. Gene Ontology annotation, molecular function: sepiapterin reductase (NADP+) activity. The record is from RefSeq and is a predicted model, not a curated record.